Messenger RNA from Cynocephalus volans (Philippine flying lemur), 456 nucleotides. RefSeq names its product cytochrome c oxidase assembly factor 1 homolog. Gene Ontology annotation, biological process: mitochondrial respiratory chain complex I assembly; mitochondrial respiratory chain complex IV assembly. NCBI's taxonomy places the organism in Eukaryota, Metazoa, Chordata, Mammalia, Dermoptera, Cynocephalidae. The coding region runs from base 1 to 456 and encodes 151 amino acids. Gene Ontology annotation, cellular component: mitochondrial inner membrane. The transcript has 4 exons. The record is from RefSeq and is a predicted model, not a curated record.
AUGGACAUUCCCGGGGGUGACUCGGACAGAGUAACUCAGCCUCCUCUCUGGAGUAACCUGGCCCUCUGCUCGGACAGCCCGUCCCCGCUGAGGGCUGGAGGCGGCCAGCAAGCCCCGCUGGGCGAAACUUUUUCCAGGGCUUUGUAUUACCAGAUGGCAUUGGAGCAACUGCAAAGCCACCCCAAGGCACUGGAAGCUCCGGGCAGUCCUCUCAACGUGCACUAUCUCCAGCUCACCGACAAGCACAGCUUCGUGGACAUUGCCGAUGCCCAGUUGAGGAUACCUGUCUCUGGAUCUAGGUCGGAGGGCCAUCUCUAUGUCAGCUCAUCCAGAGAUGCCCCCUUUCAGAGGUGGCACCUUCAGGAGGUUUUCUUAGAGCUCAAGGGUGGUCAGCAGAUGCGCCUGUUCAAGCUAAGAGAGCAGAAUGGCGAUGAAGUGGAAAAGGAGGAAAGAUGA